CAAAUUUCCUAGGAAAUCCAGAGGAAAUCAACUUAUUUAUAGUGGAAUUUCAAAGCCAUGUUGAAAAACACACAUUUCCAAGGGUCGUUGAUUAAAAGUGCUUGAAAUUCCAGGCACUCCCUUCUACAAACCACAAGUUUCCAGGCAUGGAGACAAAAAGUGGCAAGGAAAUCCAUGGGAGAUCAACUUAUUCACAGUGGAAUUCCGGAGUCAUGCGGAAAAAAAAUGCAUUUCCAAGGGUCAUUGAUUGAAAGUGCUUGGAAUUCCAGGCACUCCCUUCUACAAACCACAUUUUUCCAGGGAUGGAGACAAAAACUGGCAAGGAAAUCGAGGGGAGAUCAACUUAUUCACAGUGGAAUUCCGGAGUCAUGCGGAAAAAAAUGCAUUUCCAAGGGUCAUUGAUUGAAAGUGCUUGGAAUUCCAGGCACUCUCUUCUACAAACCACAUUUUUCCAGGGAUGGAGACAAAAACUGGCAAGGAAAAAUCCAGGGGAGAUCAACUUAUUCACAGUGGAAUACCGGAGUCAUGCGGAAAAAAUGCAUUUCGAUCUGUCAUUGAUUGAAAGUGCUUGGAAUUCCAGGCACUCCCUUCUACAAACCACAUUUUUCCAGGGAUGGAGACAAAAACUGGCAAGGAAAUCCAGGGGAGAUCAACUUAUUCACAGUGGAAUUCCGGAGUCAUGCGGAAAAAAAAUGCAUUUCCAAAGGUCAUUGAUUGAAAGUGCUUGGAAUUCCAGGCACUCCCUUCUACAAACCACAUUUUUCCAGGGAUGGAGACAAAAACUGGCAAGGAAAUCCAGGGGAGAUCAACUUAUUCACAGUGGAAUUCCGGGGUCAUGCGGAAAAAAAUGAAUUUCCAAGGGUCAUUGAUUAAAAACAAUUGGAAUUCCAGGCACCCCCUUCUACAAACCACAUUUUUCCAGGGCUUCUGACAAAAAAUUACUUGGAAAUCCAGG
Messenger RNA from Paramuricea clavata, 955 nucleotides. The record is from the annotation of a GenBank genome assembly. NCBI's taxonomy places the organism in Eukaryota, Metazoa, Cnidaria, Anthozoa, Malacalcyonacea, Plexauridae.